This is a messenger RNA of Orussus abietinus, 5510 nucleotides long. It is a transcript of the gene Nrt, whose product is annotated as neurotactin. Bases 267 to 2441 code for a protein of 724 amino acids. The record is from RefSeq and is a predicted model, not a curated record. The transcript has 8 exons. Lineage: Eukaryota; Metazoa; Arthropoda; Insecta; Hymenoptera; Orussidae.
CGGGAAGGAGUGAACCGCGUCGCGUCUCGGUGCGUCCUUUGAAACUCGGUCCAACCGGGAGAAGCGAGUGCGCACCGAUAACCUCGAAAUCUCGAAUCCCCGUCACGCGCCGCCAUCGACGUGUCCGGACCACCCUCGAAGUAUUUCUAAGCGAGACCUUCGCUUCUGUCGCGUCGGUCGCGAAACGGUCCGCGAGUGAGUGCUCCAAAACCACGGAAGCGUCGCCUGCACCGCCGACUGCAACGCCGACUGCAACAGAGUCAGACAUGAGCCAGGGCGACCAGGAGCAGGACAAGAGCAUGGACAAGAAGGAGAUCGCCGAGGAGGAGAGGGAGAAGAUGCUGAACGCCGAGAACACGAAGCACUCGGGCUCGGUACCGGCCUCGGACGCCGAGGCCGAAGAGCAGAAGCCGAAGAAGAAGAUCCCCAUAGGCGGCAUCAAGAUGCCGGGCUUCUGUCGCACCAAGAGCAAGGAACCCUGCAAGGACGACAGCGCGACGAAACCGGCGGAAUCGGGAGACGCCGACGCGGCCGCGAUGGCGAAGGAGGGCGAGAACCCUGCGGAGAAGCCUACGACCCCGGCGAAGGACUCCAAGGAGAAGGAGGCACGCAAAGGGAUCCUCGACGCCAUCAGACUCCCCCUGGUCUCCGUCUUCCCCAGGAAGAAGAACAAGGAAGGAGACGCCGAGCUGGGGACCACGGGGACCGCCGGCCUCGCCAGCGUGGAGACCCUGGACGAGGGUGCCGAGAAGAACGCGGCAGCCGUCGACGGGGACGGCAUGGAGACCGUGCGCUUGGACGGCGACAACACCGACAAUGCGGCGCCCCCGAAGCAACACCCCUUCGUCGUCUGCCUUUCCACUCUCAGGAGAAACAUACUAGUUUCCGUUGCGACGUUCUGCAUCCUGCUGACCAUCAUCGUCAUCAUCUUCGUGGCCUGUGCCGGGCCUAGAAGAGUGGCCCAGCCCCUGAAAGAUGGCAAGUACGUGGAAGCCGUGACUUCUUGCGGUCCUGUCCAGGGCGUCCUGGAGGACGGCGCCUUCGCCUUCAGAGGAGUUCCUUACGCCGUGCCUCCCGUCGAGCAAAGAAGGUGGUUGCCGGCCGAGCCGCUUCGCAGGAUAGAGCACUGUUGGACCGGUACAUUCAACGCGCACAACGCGUCGGAGAUGUGCUGGCAACGGGAGGCCUCUGGUCGCGUGGAUGGCGUCGAAGACUGCCUCUAUUUGGACGUGUUCACGCCCCACGUCCGCUACGACUCGCCACUCCCCGUGGUGGUGAUGAUCGGCGCCGAAACGCUCAGCGGAGCUUCCCCGGGAGUCAUGCAGCCCUCCGCAAAACUGGCGCGCGUCCGGGAGAUGGUCUUCGUGCGACCUAACUUCAGAUUGGGGGUUUUCGGGUUUCUCGCGGUCGAGCCCCUCUCCAGGGCGACCCAUCCUCCCACUUCUGGGAACUAUGGACUCUCCGACAUCGUCGCGGCUCUUCAGUGGGUGCAGCUGAAUAUCGAGAACUUCGGGGGUGACAAGAAAUCGGUGACCCUCUGGGGCCACCGAGCCGGUGGCACGCUGGUGACCAGCCUGGUGGGUGCGCGGCGCUCCAAGGGCCUCUUCUCCAGGGCUUGGGUGUCCAGCGGAAGCGCCAUCUUCCCCGGCAAGGAGCUGGAGAAGUCGGAGAAGCUCAGCGAGCAGUUCCUCUCGGCCAUCAAAUGCAGCGACGCUUCUUGCCUGAGGAGCCAGACCGCCGAGGACCUGAUGGACGCGGUGCCCGACUCCUGGCACGCGGGGAACGUCGGAUUGCCCGAGCCCAGGGAGGCCACCAACGAUAAGAGGCACGAGUGGCUCGUCCUGGACGGGGCGAUCCUGCAGGAGCACGUGGGUCAGGCCUGGGUAAGGGACGGCCUCCCGGUGAAGCUGGUCAUCGGUACCACCGCCCACGCCGGCGUUCCCGUUCGCUACCGGACCCCCAACACCACCCUGGAGGCUCCGCAAGUCGAGAAACUCGUGAAGGAGUCUCUCCUGGGCACCAUGGGACUCGCCGACGAGGCUCUCAGGCGGUACAACGGCACUCUUAAAGGUCUCGUCACCAUGAUCUCGGACAUCCGCGUGGUGUGCCCCUUGCUGACCCUGGCCACCCAACAGCCGAACAUCCCGUUCUACGUGGUGACCCAGGCGAGGGGGAACCCUGCCUUCGCGGACCCCGACAGCGACGCCGCCGCCAUCCUGGGAUCUUACGCCGCCAAGACGCCCGAGGAGAAGAGACACUUGUCAGCGAUACAGCAGCUCUUCAACCACUACGUUUGGCAUGGCGAGGUCGCCCAGGCUGACCCCAAGGGCGCGAAGAGGGUCCUCAUGGUCGGCCAGGACGUCCUCCAGGAACACGAUUACCCCAACUGCGACUUCUGGAUACAGAAGAACAUCGUGCCCACCUACGCGAGGAUCGAUUAAGGGACUCGCGCAUCCCGGGCGGGUCGCACGCGAUUCGACACCCUGGAAGUCGGAUGAAGCCGCGCGAAUUCCUGGUUUCCUUGUGUCUCGUCGUAUCUUUUUUCUUUCCCCGUACCUUACGUUCGAUUGCGCGGAACUGCGCGAACGUGACUCCCGGGUCGGGGGAGGAGAUACCCGGACUGCAGCUCUUAUCUUAUCGGUCUGCUUUUUUGUCUCUCGGUUCGAUUACGGAGAAGCGCCCGGGGGUCAUCCUUGAUAUCUGAAUCCUUGAAUUUCCGUACGACCCUGACGAAGUCGGGUCUCUUUGUAGAUGGCUUUGUCCAACUUCUCUGUGGGGAGGUCGCAGGGAGGGUACCGUUUAAUCACUUAAGUAGCUGGAUAAUGGAUGUCUAAUGAGAUUAUUAACGAGAUACAAUAAGCGAUCCGACUUUCGAGGGCGUCAGGCUCGACGGAGCUCAAGAGUGGACGUCCUGGGGAUACCUUGAAACCGGUAAACGACGUAAGGACUCGGUUGGAUUUUCUUUUUUUUUUUUUCGUAUUCGCUUUAGCGAGAAACGCGCACUUGGUCGAGGUUGGCCGAAAGGAUUCGAACUCGGAGAGUCUUGCACCUUGCGCGACGUCGAGCUCGAGGAAGCCCACCGUCGAGGAGGCGAGCGAGAUUAAUGUUAAUAGCGGAAAGAGUGUCUAUAGACGUGCGUACUGCGGGUCCGCGGGAUAAAACGAUAAUAUGUAUGUGUAUAAAUGUGAAUCAAAUUGUAAUAUAUUGCGUGAGGGCAGGUAGAGAGGAAGGCGAGGACCUCUCCGCUCUGCUUGAAACCUCCGAAUGAAGAGCGAGGAACGAAUCGCAGAAUUAGGCUGAGGAAUAAAUUGCCCCCGUUUUUUCGGCGUAACUUUACGUUAAGAACGGCGGCAAUAAGGUGUUCACCUUAUUCCUCAAUUGAGUGAAAAUCCGAGACGAGGGAACUCGCUUUCAUGCGGACUUUUCAAGCGAGAGGAGGAACGGCCAGAGAGAGAGAGGGAUAGGAGAAAAUGAGAGCCGUAGCGAGAAGCAUUAGUUUAGGAGAGACAGAGCGAAUAUCGACCGUGCAUAUAUAUAUAUAUUAUAUAUUACGAUAUAUUCUUGUAAGGUGUGAGCUACGAGGGUGCGAGCCAGAGGUCCGAGGUCGGACUUUCGAAGAGCGGCUCCAAGAAUCUCAGAAAUUAUUCAGAGGCAGGAUAUCGACGUUUUGGCAGCCUCCGAAGGGCGAUAUAUCCUCCCUCUUGCUCGCACUCCGCUCUUAAGCUUACGGUAGUCCUUAGGAAGUUACAAGAUACGUUUCAUUUAGAGCUAUAUGAACGAAAGGAGGUUCCUCGAGCGACGAGCGACUCUUGGAGAUUUUAGCGUUAAUCGUGGGAAGAAAUACUCCCGCGAGGAUUUUCUACUGUACCGUGAUAUACAUAUACAUAGGGAUAGGUCAGGUCUGCGGGCGACGAAACCGAUAUCGAAGACGUAGAUUUUUUACGGGGACUUUUUCUACCGCGGGACUUUUUCCUUUUUUUACCGAAUAAUUUAAGGCCGAACGUAGGUAGACUCGAGAUCGAUUCGAGGGAUUGGACGCAUUCGAUUGCGACCGCUGUAAUUUCCACCAUUCCCCCGACACUCUGCGUGAUAAUGCUGCCGAUUAUAAGACGAUUCCACGUCUGUAAUUAAUGCCUGUAAUUAAUUAACCACGGUCGCAAUCGAAACGUCCAUCUUCGUCGCUCAAUCCAAGCCAUCCUCGCGACUGGAGGACGUCAUUCAGACUGAAGGGAAAACCGAUCAGUAUUUUCGACCGAAUUUGGUCGAGCGACGAAAUACUUUUAACAGACUGAUACCAAAUCUGGUAUUUUAUAUGCAUGUACUUUUCUCCAAUUUUUAUAUAUAUAUUUUUUUUUUGCCUUUUACAGCGUCAAUGUCACUCCUGUCAGAGAGGACGAAGCGCGCUCCUUGAGAUGGAAGGUAGGAGCUUCCAGUUUCCCGAAAAAGCCUUAAAACCUCUCAGGUAAACCGACAAAAAGUCUGGUCCAAAACGAAAGAGAACGAGGGCUCUCCUCUAGGGAGGCUCGGAGGGUUUUUUUUUUCUUUCUUUCUAAAAACCAUUUUUCGCGCCCGCCAUUUUGAGAGAGGCGCGCCAUCGUGAGUGCUCGAUUUUUAUUCUUGUUUUUUUUUUUUUUUUUUAACGAAAUAUAAGCCCGCAGACGUGAUCGCGAAAUCGGACACUUCGGCAAUGCCGGAAACCCUGCCACCUUCGUUUACAUCUGCCCCAUAAUCAUGCUUAAUCGCUAAUCCCGAUUUAUAUUAACGUAAUCGUUACGUCGCUAAGUGGAUUAAUUUAUUUUCACGGAGAUGUGAUAAAUUAGUAUUUAUAGCGGCGACUCGCGUCGACUCCCUGUAACUAGUUUACCGCAUUGCGAUUAUUAGUUAUGAUUAGAUAUCAUUAUUACAAUUAAUAUAUAUAUAUAUAAUUAAUCUUAGACUGUAAUAUACUAUACUGUGUAAUGAAGAGUAGCGAGUGGGACGGCAGAGCGAUCUCGAACCACGUAUGACGGAUUAUUCUUAGGCGAUUAUGGAGGCAAAUAGUUUUGCAUCGGUAUGGUUACGAUUAGGGACGAUGCACCUUUUUUUUUUUCUUUUUUUAAUUUUUAACACUCGGUUCGUUUUAUCUCAUUUUAUUCGCGUUACUAUUGUGGUCGCGGAUUUAGCAGGGUACUCGGCGGUCACUUUAUUCCUGCACGCAUAUUGCCUUUGCUAGACACGAGUGAGAACGCACCUUAUAUAUAUGUACGUCUUUAGCCCCGAGAUAAUGAUUUUUAACAUUUAAUCGCGUUAAAUGACCAGGUCUUACGCCGUUGGGAAAUUACGUUUUAUCGCGACGAGGUCUCGCGUUAAUUCGGUGCGAUCGUUCCGAGGGUACGAUCGGUUCUUUUUUUUUUUUCCCUCUACGUUUCUUUAAAUUAAACCAGAUCUUUUAUUGCCACCGCGCGUAUUGUGCUAUUCUAAUUUUAUUGUAUACACUGUGCCGUCAAUAAAGUUGUAUAAUCGGAUAGUAA